This is a messenger RNA of Zeugodacus cucurbitae (melon fly), 13465 nucleotides long. Its product is annotated as putative nuclease HARBI1. The record is from RefSeq and is a predicted model, not a curated record. The coding region runs from base 1411 to 2379 and encodes 322 amino acids. Lineage: Eukaryota; Metazoa; Arthropoda; Insecta; Diptera; Tephritidae. The transcript is spliced from 4 exons.
UAGAAAUAUGCAUUAUAUAAUAAAAAGAUAUAAAAUGGAGCUAAUGAAAUUUUAUUUUUGUUUGGAAAUGAUGCGCACAAGAAGUUGAGAAAAUGAUAUGAAAGAUGAUAUGAAUGAGAGAAAAACACGAACAAAGUUGUCGUUUAGUUUUCAAAUUAUAAGUUACGGAAUCUUUUUUCGACGAAACAAACCUUAUAGACAUACCACCCAGAAGACCUACUGAAGUAUCUAGAAAAACGUGAUAAUAGCCUGACUCCGGAACCAUCGAAUGCCUUAAUGGUGUGUCGGCAGCAACGACUAGCAGCACCCGCCAGGUCCCUCGUUGUCAACCCGAAGCCGAUAACUCUUUCAGCAACAGCGUGGGCAUAUGCUAUUGGAAACACAUCGGUGCAGCGAGUGGCCCGGGUCUUAUGUGAUCUUGGGUCACAGGUUAGCUCCGUAACGGACCGACUAGCUAACUGUUUGCAACUAUGUCGACGAAAAUGUAAUGUAAUGAUAGAAGGAGUAGGAUCUGCCAUUAGUGCUUAAGUGAACGGUAGUAUGACCUUCACUCUGAGAUCAACAACAACUAAUUUUGAGAUGCGAAUUGAUGCCUUGGUUUUAUCGUCUAUUACUUCUCCGACUCCAGGAGCAAGAUUGACAUGAACUAAUGGUUAUACUUAAGGAGCUUAGCUUUGGCGGACUGAGUAGUUGGUAUGCGUGGAACGAUCGUCGUUCCUAUCGAAGCGGACGAGUGGGAUCGACUCAUACAAGGGGAAGUCAUCGGUGGAGGACCAGACGAAUCUUUUGCCCAGCGUACCCGCUUUGGCCCAGCAGCAGUAUCUCUUACUACGAAGGAAACACUGCUCGUAGAUAGAGAGGAUCGCCGUUUGGAAAAACUGGCGAAUAAGUUUUGUUACCCUUGUAACUUGCAAUACAGCAGUUUUAUAGAUUGGAGCGUCUCAUGGUUGCAGAUCCAAUCCUUGGAGCAAACUAUAUUACAUAUAUAAGAGAAUACGCUGCACUUGGGAAUAUGGAAUUGGUACAACCACCCUAACUGUUACUAUAGGCUGGUAUUGUCACCGGCGAAGCGAACGUACUUGGCGAGUCGAACGCUUUGGCGAAAAUUCGACUCGUUCGUAUUGUGACUGGCGAAUGAACACAUUCGCCUAACUUUUUUGUUGCCAUACCAAAAUAAUUGAAAAAUGUCACACGAAUUCAUCCAAAAAUUGACAUUUUUGACGCCUUUAAUUUGAAAAUUGUUUUUGUUUACAAAAUUUAAUUUGAAUUUCAUACAACCACGGGCUUAUUGUUAAAAAUAAAGUAAAAAAUGUUUUGCAACGUUGAUUUAUAUUUUGAAGACAGCUAUGUUGAAAGCACAACAAUCAAUUUACUAAGACAGCGGCGGUUCAUCAGGGAUACUCCAAUCCCAUGGAACUUUCUUCUGCAUUUUUUAAGGAAAACUUUCGGCUAAGCAAGGAUGCAUUUAUGUAUGUGUUAGACAAUAUAAAUGAAAAAUGUCCUUAUCAGCUAUCGUCGUCAAUAUCGCCAAUGUUGAAAUUGUGUUGCACUCUUCGAUUUCUGGCUCACGGGAGCUAUCAGCAAACAGUGGGAAAUGAUUUUAUAUUAGGUUUUGCGCAGCCCACUGUUUCAUUGAUUUUGAAUGAAAUGCUCCCAAUAUUGGAAACCACUCUUUGCAGUGUAUGGAUCAAAACCGAUAUAAGUGAAGAACAUAAGCAACUGACAAGAAGAAAAUUUUAUACCAAUUCCGGAAUUCCAAAUGUGGUUGGAUGCGUUGAUGGAACGCAUGUUGCGAUUAUUGCUCCAAGUGUAAACAAGCACUUAUAUCUAAAUCGAAAGGGAUUUUUCAGCAUAAACGCAAUGAUUGCGUGCAAUCAUGAUAUGGUAAUAAGGUGCGUUGAUGCAAGAUAUGGUGGAUCUUCCCACGACUCAUUUGUGUGGAAUAAUAGCACAUUAAAAACAUAUUUGGAACGGACAUACCAAAGAGGAGAUCACAAUUCAGUUUAUUUGGCUGAUUCUGGUUAUCCACUACAUGAGUACCUAUGGACACCUUACCGAAAUGCUUUAUCAGGAACAGUGGAAUCAAAAUUUAAUAAAAAACAUGCAAAGGCAAGGAACGUAGUUGAAAGGACAAUUGGAGUGCUAAAAUGCCGUUUCCGUUGUAUACUAGGUGAACGUAAACUUCGAUAUUCUCCUAGUAAAGCAACAAUGAUUGUUAAUGUGUGCUGUGCUUUACACAAUAUUUGUAAGCAGUAUGACGUUAAUGAUCCUGAACAAGAAACUUUCGUUGAUGUAGUAGUACCACUGGAACCAGUUGAAGAAAACUUCAGUGGUUCAGCAGCGGAUCGUCGCCGAAGACAAAUAGCUAAUUCUUUGUAAAUAUUGUAGUUAUAUCCCUAAAUGCAUUAGUACAUAAGUUUGUGUAAUAUAUAAUUAAAAAUAAUAAAAUUAAUUUUUAAUUAUUCGAAAUUCUUAUUUUAUUUUGUGUGUUUAAUUUGUUUUAAUUCUAAUUCCUUUAAUUUUAUUUCAAUUUUUUCUUUAUGUCUCCUUUUUUGCUCAAUAUUUUCUUCUUUCUUCCUUUCUUCUUUUUUUUUUUAAUUACAAUUUUUCUUUUUUUAGUUCAUACAUUUUUCUUGUAUACCUUCCGAUUUCUUUUGUUUCUGACUUAAUACUGUGUAGUAAAUCGACAAGGCUUUCUUGCGUUUGCGCUUGCUUUUCUAAAGCCUUCAUACGCAAAGUUUCGCGCUCCUCCACUCCGGUUAUACGUGCCUGCCUAGGUGUAACGUUGACGUUCAAAUUUUCACGCACCUGUUCAGGUUGCACCUCGUCAACGUCUACAUGUGUGAUGCUUUCUUCCAAAUUUUCAGCUGCAGUGUUUCCAAACGUUGAUCCGCUUGGAUUCACUGCAUCCUGUAAGCUGAACAAAUCGUCCACGGCUUGCUCUAAAGGCGUUAAACUGCGUUGAGUAUAAGGGCCCCCACCUGUGGCUACAGUCUCUCUUCGAUUGUUGGAAAUUUUCUUCUUUAGUUUUAAUUUGUAGUCCAACCAAACCUAAGUAAUAUACAAAUCAAUGUGCUUAUAUAUGUACAUAUAUACAAAUAUGCAAUCGAAAUGGUUUAUUUUUACCUUAUUCCAUUCGCUUCCUCUACGUAGUGGAGGGCCGAUAUUAUUCAGUUCAACCGCUAUAUCUUCCCAGAAGUCAAUCCUAGUUUUUUUUGUUGAUCCAAACGGCGUCAUUCCUUUGGCUAGCUGUGGAUUUUUCUCCAAAAGCUUCCCCAUCAGCUCAAACUGCUUCUGGUUAUUUUUUUUUAUUCUGAAAACGUUUAAUAAAUAAAAUACAAUAAAUAAAUUAAGGGGGGGGGGGGAUAAGGUUUGUUUCGUCGAAAAAAGACCUUUUUUCAUGAAUUUUUUUAGAAAAAAUUAUUACUGUAGGUUUAUUUUACUUAUUAUUAUAUGAAAGUACAACAUUUGAAGGAUACUUAAAAAAAGAUUUAUCGAAAAAUAGCGAGGAAUAACGGAUUUAUCGUCGAUCUCUGCAGGCACCUCGAAAAAAAGUGUUUGUGCGGUGACCAGCCUACAGCAUCGCUGGAUCGAUCCGAAACCAAAAAAUCAAAAUGCUUUCUUUAGUUUAUUAGUUUAUCUUUCAAUUGACGUCGAGUUUUUUUUAAUUUUUAAAUUUUUAAAUUUUUGGUACCAUUUUCAAGCCAAAAUUACGAUUUUAGACGAAAAAAUCAACCUAUUUGUUAUUGUGAAAUUGUUAGUAAUUAAAAUUUUUUGGAAAAACUCGACGUCAUUCGAAAGCUAUAUGUAUGUAGAAUAUUUGUUCAAAAUUUCAAAACGAUCGAUUCUGUAGUUUUUCCUGUAGGCUGGUCACCGACUUUAAGAAUGACAUAUUUGGGAAAAUCGAUUCAAAGUUUUGUUCACUAAGCGCUGGUAGCUGGAGGUAUCGUUCUUCAACAUGCUGUAACUUCGUUAGUUUUUCUCCGAAUGACCUAAAACUUGUUACAGAAUAUUCUUGAGAUGUUGAUGGUUCAGAAAAAAAAUAAAAAAAAAUUAAAAAAAAAAGUUGUCAAACCUUACCCCCCCUUAAUAAAAACUCACGUUUUUUCCAUUCUCAAUUCAAUUCGCGAAUAACAAUUAAUAAAUAACAGUUUCAAGCAAAUAACAGUUUCCUUUAAUUUUUUUUUGAAUUAUAUUGAACUGGCGAAUGAAAUAAACGUUCGCCAGAUUUUGACAAUUUAGGCGAAGCGAAUUUUCCAUAUUCGCCAGUGACAAUACCAAAUAUUCAUUUUCGCCGGUUCGUUCGCCUAUUCUUGGCGAAUUCGCCAAGUGUUCGCCACUCACAAUUCGAGCUGGCGAAAUUCGACUGAAAUUUCAUUCGCUUCGCCAGUGACAACACCAGCCAUAGUAUUCCACAUCAUGCGAUCACAACAAAAUUCUGCAUGGUGUUCAACGCUCACCUACCAGCACUGGAGUCUCACUCAACGAUAUUCAACUGGUAUGUCUAACGCUUCACGAUUCCCUCAGUAGUAUACUUCUACUAUUUCGACGCUAUCGAGAGGCUAUAUCAGAGAAAUAGAGAAGAUGUUCUGUCAAGUGUUAGUUGCACCUGAACAUCGAGGUUAUCAACGAAACAUAUGGCGCAAGUAUCCUGAAGACGAGAUCCAAGUUUCCCGCUUGAUGACCAUCUCAGAUGGGAUGGCAUACAGCCCUUACAAAGCGGUUCGUUCUCUACAAUAAUGUGCUGUGGUUCCAAACGUACAUCUGAACUUGCUCGAACGGCGAUCCUAACCUUAUUUUAUGUUAAUGAUUUCCUAACAAGUUGUAAAACGUUACAGAUGCAGUGGAACUGGCAAAAACGCCCGAAGGAAUGUACUUGCGUUUCACGUACUUAUGGUACAACUGCAGUACUUCAUGUAGAUUCGUUUCUAGCUGGGCUCUAAGCUACCGGGGGGUCGGCAGGUCGCGGAUAGUCGGACGGCCUGUAGUAGCAGGUUAGUUGCGAAAUAAGUCUGAACGAAUAAGCAACCCACGACGAUGAGCGGCAGGAGUGGAGGAUGCGGUAUAAAAGCUAGCAGAUCUGUUGAAACUCCUGUGUCUGUGGCGAAUCGACAUCGACUCAAAGAAAUAUGUGUCUCUCUCAACAUGCAUGGGCAUGUUGAAUAAUACAAAAACCCAGGCGCGACGGACCCAAAUUGGGCGGCUCCCUGGUCAGCGUCUGUUCACCAUGUUAGGUACGGCUGUUAAAUAACUUGACCGGUAAACAACAAGACGCACUGGGAGUCCCUCGAAAACUUAACAACGACUUCUCCGUUGUUAGGAUGGACAGGGUGAUGUGAGUUUACUCUGCCGAUGUGUCAGCAUCGCUGUUUACCCGAAACCAGCCACUCUGGGCUCUGGUCAAGAAGUAUGCAUUGGGCGUAGGAUUAGUAGCAUACGUUACUCCGGGCGAGCCCUGGUCCGUCCGUGUUUUCCGGGACUGGCAAAGCGAAGGACAGGUCUCAGGAAGCUGGGGUAGGAGCAUCGACACCCGUCCCUGUCUAUUUCGGCCCGCCCCCCUGCACACGAAGCGCUGCUACAACAAAUUAGAAAGACAUGGAAACUUUUUUGAGAAAUAAAAAUAACAAUAGCAGCAGCAACAUCUAUGCCGCAAUAAUGUGUAGUGGAACUGAAACCACAAACGAUGGAAAUAACAGAGAGCCAGUGAUAUGUUCCACACAGGAGACACCGAAUAUGGACAUAGACCCUUUUAAACGUGCCCCAAGACUCGGCAGAUCGCCCACAAAAGCGCUCAGUGUGGAAAAACCAUUGAGAUCUAGAUCGUCGCCGCCAGCGUUGCAAGAUAGCACAUAACAAGCUAGCUCAGUGGAAAAGGGUGUAGACUGCAUGAAACAACUGGGAGAUGAAAUCAAGAGGCUGACGGAAAUGAUGCGUCCACCACAGUGAACCAUUAACAAUAACCUCAGGGAUCUGAUUAGCCAUAUAGGGAUGAUAUAUAGUAAGGCACAAGAAGCGCAUAACAAACUGAAGGAACGAAGACAUAUCUUGAAUAUGCUAUCGACCACGAAUGUAACGCCAAAGAGACCCCGUGAUGAGCAGACCAAACGACGUACACCACCGAAGAAAAACAAAAUCACCCACGUAGAAGAGUCGAAGAAGACUGAGGAGAAAAAAAUGGAUAAACCCACCAACGUUAGUAAAGGAAUACUAAAGGAAAAGGAAGAUGACUGGAUCGAGUUAAAACGAAAAAAGAGGAGGGCAUACAAGUAUCCACCGCGUCCUGAUGCCAUAGUGAUUUAACGAACAUGAAGCAUAUCUUACUGCGACAUCCUAAAGGCAGUUAAAAAAGAAGAUACACUCCAGAAGCUGGGUGAAAAUGUAACUCGAAUCAGGAAAACGGCCAAAGACGAAAUGCUGCUGAAAUUAAAAGAAGCUCAAAUGAAAAGCACAGGACCACCAAAUUGGUAGUAAAAAAUGCCCCCUGUAUCAAGUAGCAUGCAAAAGAGCCAACAACAACUUAACCUCAACCACUGUGAAGCUGCGCAAGAUUUACUCACGCAGACGGUGUUUGAACAAAAACUGGACGUAGCCAUUGUCAGUGAACAGUACAAAAACAUAGAUACCGCAAGCUGGAUUCCAGACCAAACGAACAAAGCUGCCAUAUGGGCCUGUGGAGAAAAAUCAUUCCAAAAUAAGCCACUAGCAGGUCAUACCUAUUACACGCGUGCAACAUUCUGUGGCAUAAACUUUUAUAGCCGCUACAUCCCGCCGAGUGUCCCACAGAAUGAGAAUGAAAGAAUCCUAGAUAAUCUGGUACGAGAAGUUGCAAAUACAACAAUGAACAUUGUGGCAGGAGAUUUCUACGCGUGGGCUACGGAAUGGGGUAGUACCCACACGAAUAGGAGAGAAGAUGCCCUUCUCAAAGCGUUCUCAUCACUGGAUGGCAUACUGUUGAAUACUGGUAACAGGAAUACGUUUGAAAAAAACGGCCGUGGUUCUGAAAUUGACAUCACAUUUGCAAGUAGCUCCCUGGUGUGAAUAACUACAUGCAACGUAAGCGAAUUAUACACGCACAGCGACCAUCUGGCCAUCAUGCUAGAAAUUGAGAACCAUGUCCACGCGUAAAGAUGUAGAUCCCCCAAGAGAGUUCAAACCAGUGGCUGGAAAGCCGACACCCUUGAUGAAGAAUUAUUCAAAUUUAUGUUAAACAGCAACCCGAACCAUGCUACAGAAACGGAACGACAGGCCGAAUACCUAGUACAACACAUCAGCAAGGCAUGUGAUGCCGCUAUGUGUAAGAAAAAGCAAGCUGCACACAGGAAGCCUGCAUAUUGGUGGAACGGUGAAAUCGAAGAGCUAAGAAGAGAGUGUCACAAAGCGAGGCGUCUGUGUCAAAGAGGACGAAAAUCGGCGGAAUACACAAUACUACGAGAACGUUUUAAGAGAAAGCGGAACGACCUCAAAAAAUCAAUCAAUCAAUAAAAGGAGCAAGGCCUGCUGCUUUAAAGAGCUGUGCGGCAAAAUAGGCGAAAACCCGUGGGGUGACGCUUACAAACUUGCUAUGACAAAAGUCCGAGGGCGCAAAGAACAAGCUCCAAUCUGCCCCACGCUAUUAAAAUCUGUAGUAGAGACUCUCUUUCCUGCGCAAACACUGCAAGAGUACAGUGUUAAAGAAACUGUAACAAUGGGACCACCACUGUUCACAAAGUGCAUACGAGAGGGAAUAUUCCCUAAAAUUUGGAAGAGGCAACGCUUGGUUCUUAUACAAAAACCAAACAAACCACCUGGAGAACCAAGCUCGUACCGACCACUAUGCAUGUUAGACACAAUCGGGAAAAUACUGGAGCGAAUAAUAUGUGUACGUCUUGAACAACAUCUCGAAACAGAAUUACCGGUCCUGGCCGAUAAUCAAUAUGUAUUUCGCAGACACAGGUCAACAAUUGACGAAGUUAUGAAGCUUACCAAUAUCGCAAGUAAAGCGAUAGAAGGAACCAGGUGGAUGUAUGGUACUAAAGAGUAAUGUGCGGUAGUCACUUUCGAUGUCAAGAAUGCUUUUAACUCAGCCUAUUGACCCCACAUUAUAAGAGCCCUAGAAGCUAAGAACACACCCCCCUACUUGUUGAAGAUCAUCACCAAUUACCUAUCGGACUGGAUACUAUUUUAUGACACAGACGAAGGACCACAAAGCUAUGCAGUAACGGGUUGAGUACCACCAGGUUCUGUCCUGGGCCCGGUCUUGUGGAAUGUCUUAUAUGACGGAGUACUGUGGCUCCCAUUGCCCAAAGCGGUACAAAUUAUUGGAUAUUCUGAUGACAUCGAGGUGACAAUAGUAGCGGAAGAAAUCAACCAAAUAGAAAUACUUUGUAGUCAAGCGGCGACAAAAAUAAAAGAAUGGAUUACGGCGACAAAGCUGCAGCUAGCAGGCCAAAAAACAGAAGGAAUACUGAUCACAAGCACGAAGAAACUGGAGGUUGUCACGCUCAAUAUUGAUGGAUUUAACAUUACAACACAACGGUCAUUAAAAUACCUAGGAGUAAUGAUAGACUCGAGAUUUAAUUACAAGACUCAUAUAGACAAAGCCUGUGAAAAAGCGUCAAGGGUGACAGUGGCGCUGACGAGGAUAAUGGCCAACAUUGGUGGACCUACCCAGAAUAGACGUGCCCUCUUAGCGAAAGUAAGUCAGUCCAUACUCAUGUACACUGCACCUAUAUGGGGGACAGCGCUACGGCAAAAAUCAUAUGCAGAUAUCGCAUGAGGCUAUUGGAGUCAUUGCAGGUAUCAUGCCCCAAGAAAUAAUACGAUAAAACAAAAUAUAUUGGCAGACGGUUAAAGACAGAAGAGAAGAAACAGAAAAGACAAAGGAAUGGCAGGAACAGUGGGAUGCAGCAGCGACAGGGAGAUGGACCCAUAGGCUGAUUGGAAAUGUGAAAACGUGGGUAGAUAGAAAGAAUGGUGAAACUGACUUCUACCUUACACAGUUUUUGACGGGGCAUGUUUGUUAUAGAGAAUAUCUAUACAAAUAUGGCCAUCAUGACCAAAUGAACUGUUCCUUCUGCGGUAAGCAAUGGAGAAAAUGCCUUACAUGUUUUCUUUUCGUGCCCGAUAUAUGAAAAUGAGAAAUCUGAUAUAAAGAACUUAACAACGGAUCGAGUGAAGCCGGACAAUAUCGUACACUACAUGAUCCAGUCGAAGCUGGUUUUGGACAAAGUUAGAACGUGGGCAGCAGUAGCUAUGCAGAGCUCAGAAGAAAAGAGUGGCAACGCAGCGAAAGCAGAAGGAAUAAUGUGACGUUGGCCGGAGAGGUAGAAUUUGAUCCUACGAUGGGAUGAAUUGACAGACCAGUUGUUCGAUCUAAAUCAGACAAGAGAGAUACCGACGAAGCACCAAGUACUCUGUGAAGUUGCACGGCUCUUUGAUCAUACUGGAUUGUUGACGCCUGUGGUUGUAACUGGUAAAAUCUUCAUUCAGCCCGUAGAGGCAUCACACCUGAAGAAAUAUUAGUACAGGCAUAGCCCGGAUGUGAAGAACUUGAUCUGAUUCUACCAGCAAUGAUACACUGUUCGACAAGGACGAUUCGGAGGUUUUAGUUGCUGAAACUCGUAAUACGAAUAAGAUGAUUGUAAUCGGUUCACAAUAUUUUGUUAACUGAACGUUUGAAUAAUACUAUUGCUAUUAUUCUCCGAUGGUUAAGAAAACGACGACAUCUUCGCCAACCGGUUUUGGUGGCGCACGAACUGGAUGACGCACUAAACACCAUAAUCCGUUUAGAGCAAGAGGAAAAUAUUACCGAUGAAAUCCGAGAGUUGAAAAUAUACUUACAUUUCAAAACCAACAGCUUAAGAAAAUACAAUAGUGCGACCCUAUUGUAAUUGUAGUUUCUGAUUUGACUUCCCGAUUAUUGCAGCGUUUUUCAAGCGGAAGUGGCUGCUAUUAAGGCAGCGACGAAUAUACUGCUUCGAAGCGCAACUACCGAUCCACUCGGAUAGUAGAGCGGCGAUACUUGCCCUGAGUUCAUUGACCAUGCGCUCAGGGUUGGUUAAGGAAUGCCUUUUCCUCACUGUAGGUGGCUUCAUUAUACUUUUCAAUUAGACUAGUUUGGGUUCACGGCCACUGCGGAAUCGCGGAUAAUUGUAAGGCUGAUGAGCUUGCAAGGUCAGGAACGACGGACUCACUAUCAGAAGCAUGGUAGCAUGUAGGAGCACCGUUGUCCUAUUGCGGUUUGCUAAUGGACAGAUGGGCCUCGGCUGAGCUGGGUUAGGCCUUCUGGCCUAAGGUAAACCGUGGUAGGUCUACCGAACUUUUCGCCCUCAAUAAACCUUACCUCUCCUUAGUCGUAGGGAUUAUUGCUGGCCAUUGCCCCAUCGGAAUAUACGCUGUAAGGUUAAAAAUUUUACCGGAAGCUAGCCGUAAAAUCUGCAUGGAGGAGGAUGAGGUGGAAUCAUCUCAUCACUUUCUUCUGGAAUGUCCUACCUUUGCUAGAUAAAGAAAGAUAUUUCUUGGAUCUCACUUUUUAAAGCAGGCUCGCGAAAUAGCGAAGUUAAAAAUCUCUGCAGAUUUGUAGUAGGUUCAGGGCGCUUUAUCGACUCCUAAUUGUUAAUCCAGGGGGGAUCCAGGCUUCACAAAGGACUAUAUUUUAAAGUCUACGUGUGUUUCCCUUUGAGAAACACCCUUUCAACCUAACCUAACUUAACAUUUAUCACAACUGAUCAGAUUUGAAAAGAGGACUAAACUGUUGGACUCACAGUUUUAUAUUUUUUUAAUAAAAAGUCUCUUUUAUAGAAAUUAAAAAGCUUUUAGCACAAAAUUCAGCUGCUCAGAAGUUUUACAAUGACAUGCAGAAAUACAUUACAACAGGGUGUGCUCGCGAUUUUGUUGUGUAUAUCUGAUUUCGUUGUAAAAAAGGUAAAUAAUUACUACGAAUACAACAGAUCCCGAAUACCCUAAUAUAUCGUUCUUUCUGAAAAAAAAAUCAAUGCUAACUUUGGCACAACCGAGAUUUGUGGUUGUUGUGGUUAAAAAAAUGCAACAUAAUAAGUUGAAUAAUGUCACAUUCUUAUUUCACGGUUGGUAUGUAAUUUUUUUUUGUCAAAGUGUACCUAGCCUCGCCCCCUAAUAAGUUUUUUGCACAUAUCUCGUAAAAUACUAAAGCUAUAUAAACUAAACUAUCUACAUUCACUUGCCUUACUCGCUAGCUUGUUGGCAUAGAUCAAUAUUUCCUGUGUGGCAACGUCAAGUUGCCUAAAACCUCACAACCGAGGUGGCCAUUUGACUGGCCCAUUUCGUAAGAUAACACGUUCACACAACUUUGUUUUCAAGAAAUCUAUUGUGUCAUUUUCUAUGUGACUUGUGACGCCCUCCUGUUGGAGCCACAUAAAAUCGAGUCAUAAACUUCCCUAGCUCCCAUAUACCUAAUUAUAGGUUUUCCCAAAAUACUGUGGGCUUUAUACCUUAUAAAUCGGUUGUUAAUAUGUGAAAUAUCUUAGCCAAAUUAAGUGUGCGUAUAAUCUUGGUCUGGUCUACCUUGGUGGUGAACAUGAGUGAAAUCAGUUUCAGUUUUCAGUAGUUUCGGAGCCUAUUCGAGGCAAACAAACAAAAAAACAAACCUUUCCUCUUUAUAAUAUUAGUAUAGAUAGUGUACCUUGGUGGUGAAAAUGAGUGAAAUUGGUUCAGGUUUACUCACUUUCUGAUCUUUUUAUGGCCUUCCACGAAUAUUUCAAGACUAAAAUUAGCCAGAUCGGUUUGGCCGUUCUCGUUUUUUUGCGACACAAACGGAACAGCAAUUCAUUUUUAUAUUAUAUUAUUAUCAAGCGACAAUUUUUUUAAUUCCGCACAGGACCAUCCAGUAGGGAAUCGACCGCGCGAGUGAUCUUAACCCCCUCCCGUACCCCCGUGCCCGAGUGAUGCCUACAACUCUACAUACAACGCCGAGCGGCUUUACAAAAUUUUUAACUCGUGAUAUCUUUUGAAUGGAAUUAGCCCUUCUUUACUUGUUUUUAUUUGUUUUCACCUCACUGUAACGUAAGCCGAAAAGCAUUGCAGGCAAUUGGUACGAAAGGAAUAAAUUAGCACUAACACUAUUGAUUGGCACUUUUAAAAAAGAUUUUAUCGAAAAUCACGCACAUACUCCCUGCUCGGGCGCCAUGAAAAUUCUCAAGCUUUUUUGAGAAACGAAAAGUCACUUUAAAUUGGGAUGCUAGAUUAAAAUUAAAAAUCACCAAAUUGCCUGUAUCGAAAAAUUGUAAUUGUAAUAGCCGGCAAAUUAAAACUCGUGCCUACGGUUUCACGGUUCCAUUCAAAGAGAGUUCUUUAUUCCGUUUUAUGGAAUCGCUUAGCCUAAAUCUUAAAGUAACGGCAUAACAAGUGGUAAUUGUAGUAUAUAUUACUAGCAGACCCGGCCACACGUUUUUGUGGCUAAGGUAUACAUUAAAUUAAGUUGGUCCAAUCUUAGCUUCGGCGACGAUAUUGAUUAUUCGAGGUUGAUUUAAGUUACGCAGUUAGCUGUGUCAACUCUCUUGGACCUAAAUUCUAAAUUGUCGCAUUAAGAUCAUCGUUAUCUUUUUUUUACCACCAAUAUAUGUCAUUCAAUCAGUCAUUUAUGGUUAUCAUAUUGAGGUUUCAUGUGAGGAAAACUUCUCUUUCGAGUCAAUGAAGUGACAGAAAUCUGUUGGAAAUGCUAUUAAUCCAUCGAGGUAUCAACAAUCAAUUGGAAUCUACCAUUUCCAACUGCUUCUACAAUCGCAAUUUGAUAUUGUUGCAAAAACACUCAUACGUUAGUUGUUAAUUGGCGAUUCUUUAUGUGUCGCCACAAAUUAAAUGAUUUUAGGCAUGCGAUUAGCCCGUCAGUAACAGUUGAUCCAUGAAUAAUUGGAAGAGUCUGUCACCUGCUAACAGAAUCCUGGCUCCACUAAAAACGUGCAUCGAUAAUCAAAAUCUUUUAAAGUCGUGUGGAGUACCACCAGCGACUUCUUGAAUAUUUGGAAAAUCUUCGUUAUAGCGCUAUUUUUGGCGAUUUUGCCGACUCGUGUUUCGUUCAGUUGCAAUUUAGGAGUAAUUUCAAGGCCGAAUGUGCCGUUUGUUUGCCCACUAACAGGUGCCAAGUUGCCCCUAUUCCCGUUAAUCUUGGUGGUGAAAAUGAGUGAAAUUGGUUCUGGAAUUACAUCAGCCCUCAUAUACUAUAUAUGAUGAUUUUCUAUUGGACUUUAUGGCGAAUAUAUAUGUGAAAUUAUGUGUUAUCUUAAUAAAAUUACAUCAAUAAAUUGCGAGAGUAUAAAAUGUUCGGUUGGACCCGAAUUUAGCCUUUCCUUAUUUGUUACAAAUUGUUUUGGGCUAUCGACACAACCUUAUGCAAUUGAACAAUAACAAAAAUAUUUUAACAAAGCAACAAUGCUUCAAAAUAUUAUUUUUUUGUUUUCUCUUUUUAUAUUUUUCUUGUCAACUCGAAUAAAAUUCUCUUAUUAUUAUCUUC